CGGGGUCAUUACUGGUAUGCCGGAAUCCUAUGCAGAAUACUUAUUUGACACUUCAUUCGAUUUUUCUCAGACAUUCAGUGCCCCUUAAUUUUGUCAUAUAGACUUUUUUUCAAAUGAUUUUGCACGGCUACACUUUGACAAGCAGGGCAUUGUACUGCGCAUGCGUCGUUCCAGGGGUUUGGGUUCUGUUUACAGAAGGAAUGCUGUUGCAGAAGUAGUAAGCUAACUUGUGCAAUGUUAUGUCAACCGUCUUUGGAAUAAAACACAAUUGUGGACACAGGUGAUUUUACUCAUUUCCCCUCCAUUCAUGCGUCUGGCUUGGUUUAGCUGUCAUGGAUGACAAGGCCUCGGUGGGGAAAAUUAGCGUGUCGUCCGACUCAGUGUCCACCCUGAACAGUGAGGACUUUGUGCUGGUGUCGCGGCUGGGGGACGACACCCCAGGCUCCUCCAUUAAUAACGCUAGUGAUGAGGAAAAGACAGGACUGAAGGUGAUUUCUGAGGAAGGGGUCAGCUUUAAGAUUGUGGGGAACGGCAGUGAGCAGCAAUUGCAGAAGGAGCUGGAGGAUGUUCUGAUGGACCCCUCUGUAGCUGACCAGGUUCUGAGCGGUGGGGGUGGUGGCUGGGGAGACCAGGUGGGAGGGGGGGACCAUGUGUCCCAGCCCACCACAGCAGUACUACCCCAGUCCAUGCCCCAACCGUGCCCUGACCCCCUCAGCGACCCCCUCAACACCCUGCCAAAAGUUGAGAUGGUUCUGCCCGUCCAAUCCGCACAAGGUGCACAGGAGAGCGAGCUAAAUGAACGAUCGUACCGUGGGGAUGAGUCAUCAUCGGAGUGCAGCCCCAGUACACCCAUCCCAGACGAGGACAGUGUGGUCUUCAAUAAGCUGACCUACCUGGGCUGUGCAUCGGUCAAUGCCCCCCGCAGUGAGAUGGAAGCGCUCUGCAUGAUGACCGUCCUCAGAGGGCAGUGCCAGCUACCCCUGGACGUCACCCUAUCUGUGCCCGGCGUCUCAGAGGGCACCGUCAGGUUGCUGGACCCCCAGACAAGCACAGAGAUAGCCAGUUACCCCAUCUACAAGAUCAUGUUCUGUGUGCGUGGUCAUGACGGCACGCCUGAGAGUGACUGCUUUGCCUUCACAGAGAGCCACUACAACGCAGAGAUCUUCCGUAUACAUGUCUUCCGCUGUGAUAUCCAAGAGGCGGUCAGCAGGAUACUGUACAGCUUCGCCACAGCCUUUAGGCGGUCUGCCAAGAAGACGCUCCUCUCGGGCUUGGCUCCACCCCUGACGCCAGACAGCGACGUCUUCACCUUCACCGUCAGUCUAGAGAUCAAGGAGGAUGAUGGGAAAGGGACCUUUAGCGCUGUGGCGAAAGACAAAGACAAGAACAGCUUCAAGCUGCGUCCGGGAAUGGACAAGAAGGUCUUCAUCUACGUACAGCAGACGUCCAAUAACGAGCUGUCUAUAGAGAGGUGCUUUGGCCUACUGCUGAGCCCAGGGAAGAACGUGAAGAACAGUGACAUGCACCUGCUAGACCUGGAGUCGAUGGGGAAGUCCUCCGAUGGGAAGUCCUACAUCAUCACAGGGAGCUGGAAUCCCAGCACGCCCCAGUUCCAGGCUGUCAAUGAGGAGACACCCAAAGAUACGUUUAUCUACAUGACGACGGCGGUGGACCUGGUGAUCACUGAGGUGGAGGAGCCGGUUCGUUUCCUGCUGGAGACCAGGGUCAGAGUCUGCUCCCCCAACGAGAGGCUCUUCUGGCCAUUCAGCAAACGCAGCUACACAGAGACUUUCUACCUGAAACUCAGACAGAUGGAGCGUAAGAGGAACAAGGACACCCUGUACGAGGUGCUGAGCCUGGAGAGUGAGUUAGAGAGGGAGAGGAAGAAGACCACAGCCAGCCCCAACAUCCUGCAGUCUGCCUCCCAAGGAUCCAUGGUGCCAUCGCCCCCCGAGGAUGACGAGGAGGAAGACAAUGACGAGCCGUUGCUGAGUGGCUCAGGAGACGUGUCAAAAGAGUGUGCUGAGAAGACCCUGGAGACCUGGGGAGACCUGCUGUCCAAAUGGCAUCUGAACCUGUCUGUGCGUCCCAAGCAGCUCCCGGCUUUGGUGCGUAGCGGGGUCCCAGAGGCCCUCAGGGGAGAGGUGUGGCAGCUCCUGGCCGGUUGCCAUAACAACGACCACCAAGUGGAGGAGUACCGCACCCUCAUCACUAAGGAGUCUCCCCAGGACAGUGCCAUCACCAGAGACAUUAACAGGACUUUCCCAGCUCACGACUACUUCAAGGACACUGGAGGAGACGGGCAAGACUCACUCUACAAGAUAUGCAAGGCCUACUCAGUGUAUGAUGAGGAGAUUGGUUACUGCCAGGGACAGUCUUUCCUGGCUGCUGUGCUGCUGCUGCACAUGCCUGAGGAACAGGCCUUCAGUGUUCUGGUCAAGAUCAUGUUUGACUACGGACUCAGGGACCUCUUCAAGCAGAACUUUGAGGAUCUACACUGCAAGUUCUUCCAGCUGGAGAGACUCAUGCAGGAGUACAUCCCAGACCUGUAUAACCACUUCCUGAAUGUGGGUCUUGAGGCUCAUAUGUACGCCUCUCAGUGGUUCCUUACACUCUUCACAGCCAAGUUCCCCCUCUACAUGGUGUUCCAUAUCAUAGACCUGCUACUCUGUGAGGGCAUCAGUGUGAUCUUCAAUGUGGCUCUGGCUCUCCUGAAGACCUCAAGGGAAGACCUGCUGGCAACAGACUUUGAGGGGGCGCUCAAGUUCUUCCGGGUCCCGGUUCCCAAACGCUACCGCUCAGAGGAGAACGCUAAGAAACUGAUGGAGCUGGCCUGCAGCAUGAAGAUCAGCCAGAAGAAGCUGAAGAAGUAUGAGAAGGAAUAUCACAGCAUGAGAGAACAGCAGGAGCAGCAGGAGGCUCCCAUUGAGAGAUAUGAGAGGGAGAAUCGUCGUCUCCAGGAGGCUAACAUGCGUCUGGAGCAGGAGAAUGAUGACCUGGCCCAUGAACUGGUCAGCAGCAAGAUAGCCCUGCGCAAAGACCUGGACAACGCUGAGGAGAAAGCAGACACUCUGAACAAGGAGCUGUUGAUGACCAAACAGAAGCUGGUGGAUUCAGAGGACGAGAAGAGACGACUAGAGGAGGAGUCUGCACAGCUGAAAGAGAUGUGCAGACGGGAGCUGGGUAAAUCAGAGUCUGAGAUAAAGAACAAUGGAUCCAUCAUAGGAGAGUACAAACAGAUCUGCUCUCAGCUCAGUGAGCGUCUGGAGAAACAGCAGACCGCCAACAAGGGAGAAGUGGAGAAGAUCCGGCUGAAGGUGGAGGGCUGUGAGAAGUGCUCUGUCCUCUUCAACAAGGAGGGUCGUCUAAAGGCAGUGAAGAAGAUGGAGGGCAGCGAGGAAGAGACCGACGAGGAGAAGGAGGGUCUGAAGAACCAGCUCAGAGAGAUGGAGCUGGAACUGGCCCAGACCAAACUACAACUGGUGGAGGCAGAGUGCAAGAUACAGGACUUGGAGCACACACUGGGUCUGGCCCUGAACGAGGUCCAGGCAGCCAAGAAGACCUGGUUCAACAGAACCUUAACCUCCAUCAAGACCGUGACGGGAGCACAGGGGAAGGAGACUACCUAACCUGAGACCCCCCUCCUCUCCUCCUCGACCACAGACUGUUCCCUGCUGCUCCCAAACCUCGACCCGUUCCUCUCCCAGCCUCCCCCCUCCUCCCCCUGGUCAGGGGUACCAGCCACUAACUUGACCGGAGGAAACCAAACCUCACCACGACAGGAGUUUUAAAUAAGGACUGAGCUCAAAGGUACCACUGCCCCAAACUAAAUGAUAUACUUAAUUAAAAAAGAAACAGAAAAGAAAAGAGUCUUCAACGUUAGUCUUUAUACUACUGAUAUUUAACAGGUAAGGAAGGAGUUGUAGAGAGUUACCUGAACUGUCCUCUACCCAGACAUGGGAAAUACAGCGCUCCAUUUUACUAUCCUCUCUCCAGACAUGGGAAAUACAACACUCCAUUUUACUGUCCUCUCUCUAGACAUGGGAAAUACAACACUCCAUUUUACUGUCCUCUCUCUAGACAUGGGAAAUACAACACUCCAUUUUACUGUCCUCUCUCUAGACAUGGGAAAUACAGCACUCCAUUUUACUGUCCUCUCUCUAGACAUGGGAAAUACAACACUCCAUUUUACUGUCCUCUCUCUAGACAUGGGAAAUACAACACUCCAUUUUACUGUCCUCUCUCUAGACAUGGGAAAUACAGCGCUCCAUUUUACUAUCCUCUCUCUAGACAUGGGAAAUACAGCGCUCCAUUUUACUGUCCUCUCUCUAGACAUGGGAAAUACAACACUCCAUUUUACUGUCCUCUCUCUAGACAUGGGAAAUACAGCGCUCCAUUUUACUGUCCUCUCUCUAGACAUGGGAAAUACAACGCUCCAUUUUACUGUCCUCUCUCUAGACAUGGGAAAUACAACGCUCCAUUUUACUGUCCUCUCUCUAGACAUGGGAAAUACAGCGCUCCAUUUUACUGUCCUCUCUCUAGACAUGGGAAAUACAACGCUCCAUUUUACUGUCCUCUCUCCAGACAUGGGAAAUACAGCGCUCCGUUUUACUGUCCUCUCUCUAGACAUGGGAAAUUCAGCACUCCAUUUUACUGUCCUCUCUCUAGACAUGGGAAAUACAGCGCUCCAUUUUACUGUCCUCUCUCUAGACAUGGGAAAUACAACACUCCAUUUUACUGUCCUCUCUCUAGACAUGGGAAAUACAGCGCUCCAUUUUACUGUCCUCUCUCUAGACAUGGGAAAUACAACACUCCAUUUUACUGUCCUCUCUCUAGACAUGGGAAGUACAACACUCCAUUUUACUAUCCUCUCUCUAGACAUGGGAAAUACAGCGCUCCAUUUUACUGUCCUCUCUCUAGACAUGGGAAAUACAACACUCCAUUUUACUGUCCUCUCUCUAGACAUGGGAAAUACAACACUCCAUUUUACUGUCCUCUCUCUAGACAUGGGAAAUACAACACUCCAUUUUACUGUCCUCUCUCUAGACUACUUGUACCAAAAACAACUCCAACUGUAAUCUAGGUACUACCAGAGCUAACUAACAGCCUCCUCCUUUUCUAAUUUCUGUUCUAUGAUACCUUUCUUUUUCUAUAUAUGUGUGAUUAAUGUACGUGUGAGUGUUAAGGGGAGUGUGAAUGUUAAGGGGAGUGUGAGUGUGUGUGUGUUAGUGUGAGUGUUAAGGGAAGUGUGAGUGUUAAGGGAAGUGUGAGUGUUAAGGGAAGUGUGAGUGUUAAGGGAAGUGUGAGUGUUAAGGGAAGUGUGAGUGUUAAGGGAAGUGUGAGUGUUAAAGGGAGUGUGUGUUAAUGUGUGUGUGUGUUAAUGUGUGUGUGUUAAUGUGUGUGUGUGUGUUAAUGGGAGUGUGAGUGCUAAUGUGUGUGUGAGUGUUAAUGUGUGUGAGUGUUAAUGUGUGUGAGUGUUAAUGUGUGUGAGUGUUAAUGGGAGUGUGAGUGUGCAUGAGUACGUAUGUUUAUGUGCAUGUACAGGUAACUGCCAAAAUAAUGGAAGCAAUUAAAUGAGGGAUAGAAAGUAUUUUGAAAGCAGGUGCCUCCAUACAGGUGUGGUUCCUGAGUUAAUUAAGUAAUUAACAUCCCAUCAUGCUCAGGGUCAUGUAUAAAAAUGCUGGGCAGGCCAUUGUUUUGGCCACCAUGACUAUGCCCCCCAUAGGAUGACAAGACCCCCAUCCACAGGACACGAAUGGUCACUGAAUGGCUUGAUGAGCAUGAAAAUGAUGUAAACCAUAUUCCAUGGCCGUCUCAGUCACCAGAUAUCAACCCAAUUGAACACUUAUGGGAGAUUCUGGAGCGGCGCCUGAGAUGCCGUUUUCCAUCAACAAAACACCAAAUGAUGGAAUUUCACUUGUAGAAUCUAUGCCCUGGGUACAUUGGAGUUGUUCUGGCUCGUGGCGCCCCAGCGCUCUAUGAAGACACUUUAUGUUGCCAUUUCCUUUAUUUUGGCAAUUACCUGUAUGACUGAUGAUGUUUCUGAGUGUGGUCUUCCUGUGAAGUUUAGCAGGAUAGGAGCUGGGUGCUGUAUAGUGGGCUGAGGGGGGAGUUAUAUGAGGAAGAGUAUCUUACUGAUGAAGCCUUGAUUUGAAGGUUGAGGGGAACAUGGUAAACAUUAUGUACAGGGUAACAGUAGAUAUAUAAGCAGCAGCCUGGGGUCUGUCCGGUCGCUUGGUGUUGUAGCAGACAGAGGCAACUAGUGGUUGGUCCUGGCGCUGUCCUCACAGUGCGCUUUCUGGGCUGUCCGAACCUGGCUGGGCUCAAAGCAUGGGAGCUCAGUGGCUAGAAUUGCAGAGACAUAUGGGUGUGGCCCUCCCUUGCCUCAGACUCCACCCACAGACGUAGAACAGAACCUCCCCCCUUUGGGACUCCUCCCUCCAUGGAUACGUCCGAAAUGGCAUCCUACUGGUCUCCUAUCAAAAGUAUCCUACUAUAUAGGGACAAGGGUUCCGUCCUCCUCUCUGAGACCAGCUGUUCCUCUGGCUUCUGUACUAGAAGACCCUUCAUGACCUCUGACCUCAUCAGUCAAGUUUAUGCCAUGUUAUCCUAGUCACGGACACCACUCUCCCAAUAUAGACAUAGACAGACGCGCGUCACAGCCAGCCACCUACCGACCUACACUACUGACAGGGAGAGAAGGUCCUACUCUCUACUGACUGUGUGUGUGUGUGUGUGUGUGUGUGUGUGUGUGUGUGUGUGUGUGUGUGUGUGUGUGUGUGUGUGUGUGUGUGUGUGUGUGUGUGUGUGUGUGUGUGUGUGUGUGUGUGUGUGUGUGUGUGUGUGUGUGUGUGUGUGUGGUCGGGGUGGGGACUUUGCACCUUAACAUUCAUAUUUAUAAUGUAUGGUAUCUUUCUAAGCUUGCUUAAAGGGAAAAAUUCACUCAAAACCAAUUUUUUGUAUUUUUUUCACUAGUCCACUCUUGAUACAGUCUCAAAAUGUUUUGCAUGUCAGCAUUCAAGAAGCCAAGUGUCACUUGCCACAUCAUCAUUGCGUUUUGCAGUGUAUUUUUCCUUGAAGUCUGUGUUGAUGUCAGUGGAAGGAAGGCCUGUGUAAUGUACAGGGAACAGAGGUCGUUCUGUAAGGCACUGGCUUGUACAUAAGAAGCAUUAGAAUGAUGAUAAUGAUUACGAUUUUAAUUUUGUAUUUCUACUGCUGUAACUGAACUAAAUAAUAAUGUUGCCUAAAAUAACUAUGUAUUAUUGUACUGCGUUACAGAUUAAUGAUGAUCAUGACCUACAUACAGUACUAGUCGACAGUUUGGACACCUACUUAUUCCAGGGUUUUUCUUUAUUUUUACUAUUUUCUACAUUGUAGAAUAAUAGUGAAGACAUCAAAACUAUGAAAUAACACACAUGGAAUCAUGUAGUAACCAAAAAAGUGUUAAACAAAUCAAAAUGUAUUUUAUAUUUGAGAUUCUUCAAAGUAGCCACCCUUUACCUUGAUGACAGCUUUGCACUCUCUUGGCAUUCUCUCAACCAGCUUCACCUAGGAAGCUUUUCCAGCAGUCUUAAAGGAGUUCCCACAUAUUUCUAGAAAAUAGUAAAAAUAAAGAAAAACCCUGGAAUGAGUAGGUGUGUCCAAACUUUUGACUGGUACUGUAUGUUCUUUUGCUCAAAAGCUUUCCGUCGUCUUAAAUGUCAGACAAACUGCUGUCUCAUCCAUUACAUGACAAAAUGUACCUUUAUUCAUCCAACAUUUCUGAACGUGUGGACCAUUGUAGUAUAUGUUACAUUGUUGUCUUUACUUAAUGCAUUUUAAUAUAAAGCUGUGAACUCAGA
Salmo salar (Atlantic salmon) is the source of this 7841-nucleotide messenger RNA. Its product is annotated as rab GTPase-activating protein 1. Gene Ontology annotation, biological process: regulation of GTPase activity. Gene Ontology annotation, molecular function: GTPase activator activity; small GTPase binding. Lineage: Eukaryota; Metazoa; Chordata; Actinopteri; Salmoniformes; Salmonidae. The record is from RefSeq and is a predicted model, not a curated record.